AACUUCAAGUGGCAAAGCGUUCAUCAGUUGAUUUUAAUAAGGCUAUAUUAGCAGUUUAUAGACGAGAGUUGUUAGAGAAAAAUUUGAUUUUUAAUUUCACAAUUUACUAAAACAAAUAUGUUGCUACGUGAUUUUCCUGGAUGUGAAUAUACUCGACAAAAGAGUGCAGCUGACCAAAAACUUGAUACUCGUAUAUCUUAUGAUUGAGCAAAAAAUAUGGAAUUGCAUACCUAUUAGUGGUGAAAUAGCAAGCCACUUUGAGUGUAUAUAAAUAGCCGAUUUGGAUAGAGCACUCCAGUUGUUACAACGUCGUGAGUUUGAUUAGAUCGCAAUGAGUUUAGCUGGUAAAGUUGUUAUUGUAACUGGAGCGAGUUCCGGCAUUGGUGCCGCCGCAGCUGUUGAAUUUGCCAAGCAGGGUUCCAAAGUGGUGAUCACAGGACGAAAUGAAGCAAAUCUAAAGUCUACUGAGGCGGCCUGUAAAGCAGCCAACAGCAAAGCGGAACUACUACUGAUCACCGCUGAUGUAACAACGGACGCCGAGAAGAUUAUCAAAACAACAAUUGACAAGUUCAGACAGUUGGAUGUGUUGGUGAACAAUGCCGGUUUUGGUGAAUUGGGUUCAAUCUUGGAUAUUCAAGUCGAUCAAUUUGAUCGUGUCAUGAAUACAAAUUUGCGUUCGGUCUUCCUGCUCACCAAGUACGCAGCACCACAUCUCGUGAAGAGCCAAGGUAAUAUCGUGAAUGUCUCCAGCGUCGCAGGAUUGCGUUCGUUCCCUACUUCUUCGGUCUAUUGCACUUCCAAAGCAGCACUUGAUCAAUUCACCAGAUGUAUCGCCUUGGAUCUGGCGCCGAAUAAUGUACGUGUGAAUGCCGUAAAUCCUGGUACGAUUGUGACAGAAUUCCAUAAGCGUAUGGGCUUGACGGAAACAGAAUAUGUUAAAUUAUUGGAGCAUGCAAAAUCUACGCAUGCCUUGGGUCGCGUCGGCGUUGCAAAGGAAGUAGCUGAUGCCAUUAUUUUCUUAGCCAGUGACAGUUCGAGUUUUAUAACGGGCGCAACUCUGCCGAUCGAUGGUGGCAGACAUGCCAUGUGUCCGCGUUAAUAUUUUUUAGAAUAGUUAUAUGUAUAU
Bactrocera tryoni is the source of this 1126-nucleotide messenger RNA. RefSeq lists its product as uncharacterized. Lineage: Eukaryota; Metazoa; Arthropoda; Insecta; Diptera; Tephritidae. The record is from RefSeq and is a predicted model, not a curated record. Gene Ontology annotation, molecular function: oxidoreductase activity. The transcript has a single exon. Bases 332 to 1099 code for a protein of 255 amino acids.